Molecule: messenger RNA, 171 nt
Organism: Echinococcus granulosus
Lineage: Eukaryota; Metazoa; Platyhelminthes; Cestoda; Cyclophyllidea; Taeniidae
Exons: 3
Coding region: 1-171 (56 amino acids)
Source: RefSeq, a predicted model, not a curated record
AUGCUUGAACUGAAUUCGCCACCUCACAAAUUGGCAGCAUGGGAUUUGGAUUUGCACUUUGUGCAGAAGGCGUUAGAUGGGUGCUCAAUAUCCCCUAAGAUGUCAUUCGGAUGGAGAAGACUAGUCGACAUAGGCGGAACUGAAUGGAUUGGGAAGAGUCCGAUUGAGUAG